Messenger RNA from Nicotiana tabacum (common tobacco), 2347 nucleotides. RefSeq lists its product as uncharacterized. Gene Ontology annotation, cellular component: cytoplasm. The record is from RefSeq and is a predicted model, not a curated record. Gene Ontology annotation, molecular function: exopolyphosphatase activity. Lineage: Eukaryota; Viridiplantae; Streptophyta; Magnoliopsida; Solanales; Solanaceae.
GCAUUAUACAAACAGCUGCAAUGGCGGACUCCACAAUGACUACGAAGACACUACGAGAUUUCUGCCGUACUUUCUCAAUACAUCCUCCGUUCUCCAAUGGCACAACUUCAAAAGGAAAAAUAUGCACGUGCCAGAGAUUACCCUUUUUUCGAUGGCAUGCGAAGAGGUGAGGCAGCAGUCAUCCGCAAAGGAAGUGGUUUAGACAUUCUUAGAAAAGCCACAAGGAAUGACAUAACGAGGUCGGCCUCGGAUGUUGGUAACCGAGGACAGAAAAAGAUUCAUGUGGAAUUAUCUGAAAAUGAUGCAUAUUAUGAUAGAAAUUUUACUAAUUCAGCAUCAGAAAGUAUUCGUGAACCUCUUGGUUGGUCAUUCUCUGCGAAGUCAUCAGCAGCUUCCAAGAUGAGUUCCUCCCCUUUGGGAGGUCCUCGGUCUGGCUUGAAGUUUGAUUUGCAUUAUAUAGAUGAGUCUACCAUGCAGUCUAGUCAAAGAUCCUUUGAAGCAAAUGGAGAGUACUAUUUUCCUAGUGGCUUACCUUUGCCUGCCUAUGAAAGAUCUUAUAGUGUGACCAAGAGAAAUACAACUAUCUCCCGCAUUCCACUUCCUCAAUCGGCAGCAUUGUUCUACUGCGGAUAUUCACCGCAGCUGGAAGUUGUUGGAUCAUGUCAAGGAAUUCACAGGCUGAAUAUUUUUCUAAAGGCAAGAAGAGAUGAUGUUAGUGCAGGAGUUCCAUCAAGAUUCUUGCAUGCAGUGAUUGGCCCGGACUGCUGCGAUGUUGGAUCUGUUGCUUCAACCAUCAUGUAUGCUUUUUACUUGAAUGAAACAUUAAAUGACAACCAGUUCUGCACUGUGCCCGUCAUCAACAUGAAAAGGUCGGACAUUCAUUCUCAUGCUGAGCUCAGAUGGCUACUUGAUUCUUGCUUUCUUGAUCAAUCUUCCUUGAUUUUUAUUGAUGAGAUUGAUCUUUCCUACUAUGAUUUAUAUGGGAGUCUUAAACUUGUUUUAGUCAACCAAAGCAAGCUUCCAGCUAAUCAGGAGGCAUUAAAGGAUGCAGUGGUUGAAAUCUUCAAUUGCAGAGAGGAAGAUACACCUUAUUCUUCAGUUGGUGCUAUCACCCUUGGGAAGGAGGCAUCAUGCUGCACACUUAUUGCUAACAAGUUUGCAUUAACUUCACCAGAGAUACUGGCGGGUCAAGGGUUCAGUCGACUUCUGUUAGCAGGUAUACUCGUCGACACUGGAAAUUUGACAAACCCACAGACUACAACAACUGAUAAGUACAUGACCACCUUGUUGAUAAAUGGAGCAGGUCGAUUUGGAUGUAACGGUCUUUAUGAAAUUUUUAGAUACAAAAUGGAUGAUGUAGCUGACCUCAAAGCAGGAGAAGUUUUACAAAAAGAUAUUAAAAGAUUGUCAAAACCGGAUGCAGCUGACCCCAGAGCAGGAGAAGUUUUGCAAAAAGAUAUUAAAAAGUUGUCAAAGUCAGAUGCAGCUGAGCCCAGAGCCGGAGAAGUUUUACAGAAAGAUAAUAUAAAUUUGUCAAAAUCGGAUGAAGCUGACCCCAGAGCAGGAGAAGUUUUGCAAAAAGAUAUUAAAAAGUUGUCAAAGUCAGAUGCAGCUGAGCCCAGAGCCGGAGAAGUUUUACAGAAAGAUAAUAUAAAUUUGUCAAAAUCGGAUGAAGCUGACCCCAGAGCAGGAGAAGUUUUACGGAAAGAUAUUAGAAGAUGGUCAAAAUCAGGGAAACCUGAUGGUACAGGAUCAAGAAUGGGGACUUCAAAUAUUGGAAUGAGUUCAGUCGGAAUACCUAUAGGAGAGCUCUUAUCACAUCACUCUACUUCAGCAGAAAACAUAAGAAGUUUCCAGCAACUAGAGAAACUUCGCAUCCUCUUGAUCGUUUCAGGGUAUUAUGAUGCUGAGAAGAACUUCAAGAGGGAGAUUCUAGUCUCAGCUGAAUCUACUGAGCUUAUGAAAAGCCUGCUCCAGUUUAUCUACUCCUACGCAAAUGUGCUUCCACUCAAAGCUUUGCGUCAAUCAGGUCUAGCUGCUGAGAUGAGGGUGUUCGAGAUUGAAAAAAUUGUAUCAAGGAAGACGAUUGAGAAACUUCUGGAAGAAUUCAAUGAGAUAGCAAAAUAGUAUAAAGUUUACAGGCCAUUCCACAUUUGUUGUUGUGUUACGAAUAUGCAUAUAUCUCAUGUUCCAGUAAGAGUCAAGAGUAUACAUGUGUUACUUUUGUAGUUCCAAAGAACCUCUAUAUCUACUAGUUACUAUAGGAUGUUUAUUUCUCUUCCAAACAUAGUCUGUAUGUAUUGUGAUAAUAUCAGUGCCACAUAUAUGGCGAUAAUCAUUUUAUUUU